GGUCCCUCAUCACAUGACUAUGAGCAAAAGUUGCUCGGCAGCGCCAUCGCAUCAGCUGACUUCAGUCGUUUUGUUUUCCCUAAAUAUCAAACGACACAUCACAUAAGUAACGUUAGUGUCCCUCAGAUGUGUUAGCAGUCCUGAGGUUUCGCCAACAUGAGAAUCGCCUGCCUGCUGCUAGCUGCUGCCUUUGUGUGGACGGCCGACGCGAUUGUUCGGAUUCCUUUAAAGAAGUUUCGCUCCAUAAGACGCACACUGAGUGAUUCUGGCAGAGCUGUAGAGGAACUCGUGGCCGGUUCUGUGCCUCUGAAAUACAACCUGGGCUUCCCAGCUAGUAAUGGUCCGACCCCGGAAACUCUCAAAAACUUUCUAGAUGCUCAGUACUAUGGAGAGAUCGGUAUUGGCACUCCAGUCCAGUCCUUUACUGUGGUAUUUGACACUGGAUCCUCCAACCUGUGGGUUCCCUCAGUCCACUGUUCUCUGACUGACAUUGCCUGCUUGCUUCAUCAUAAGUACAAUAGUGGCAAGUCAAGCACCUAUGUGAAGAACGGGACUGAGUUUGCCAUACAGUAUGGAUCAGGAAGCUUGUCUGGAUAUCUCAGCCAGGACACAUGCACGAUUGGGGACAUUAAGGUUGAGAACCAGAUAUUUGGAGAAGCUAUCAAGCAGCCAGGAGUAGCCUUCAUCGCAGCCAAGUUCGAUGGUAUACUUGGUAUGGCCUAUCCUCGCAUUGCUGUGGAUGGGGUCCCUCCCGUCUUCGAUAUGAUGAUGAGCCAAAAGAAAGUGGAGAAGAAUAUUUUCUCUUUCUACCUGAACAGGAACCCUGACACUCAACCUGGUGGCGAGCUGCUUCUCGGAGGCACAGAUCCUAAAUAUUAUACUGGAGACUUUAACUAUGUUGACAUCAGCAGACAGGCCUACUGGCAGAUUCACAUGGAUGGCAUGAACAUUGGAAGUGGGCUGACUCUGUGUCAAGGUGGAUGUGAAGCCAUCGUGGACACUGGAACCUCUCUGAUCACCGGCCCAUCCGCUGAGGUCAAAGCCCUGCAGAAGGCUAUUGGAGCGAUCCCUCUUAUCCAAGGAGAAUACAUGAUUGAUUGUAACAAAGUGCCCACGCUCCCCACCAUCUCAUUUGUACUGGGUGGAAAGACCUACUCACUGACUGGAGAGCAAUACAUUCUCAAGGAAAGCCAGGGUGGAAAGCAGAUCUGUCUGAGCGGCUUCAUGGGCCUGGAUAUCCCACCCCCCGCCGGACCCUUGUGGAUUCUGGGUGAUGUGUUCAUUGGGCAGUACUACACUGUGUUUGAUAGGGAGAAUAACCGAGUGGGCUUCGCCAAGUCUGUAUAAGCACGCCGAUUGAUUUAACACUGAAGUGAGGUGUCAUGAGAGUAAAGACAUUUGUCAAUGUCAUAUCUGCUAAAAUGACAAGAGUAUAGGUAUGAUCGUAUUGUUUGCACUGCUUUUAGCUUUCAAAUGUUUUUUUUUUAAAGAGGCUUGUGGAGAAGAAAUGAUUCAGGGAAACGUCAGUAAAAAGACAGUUAACACUCAUUUGCUUUGGAGCUUAUCUGAAUAUUUGUGAUCGUAACACAAGGUUUUAACAUUUUCGUUUUUUAAUUUUCGCAUGACAUGUUUAAUUUUAGACACUACCUAGUUUUUACUGUUGAAAAUGACCUUUCAAUGAUCCAACAAAUCAAAAUGGACAAUAAAGUUGUUUUAAACCCA
Triplophysa rosa is the source of this 1722-nucleotide messenger RNA. RefSeq names its product cathepsin D (gene ctsd). Gene Ontology annotation, molecular function: aspartic-type endopeptidase activity. Gene Ontology annotation, cellular component: lysosome. The record is from RefSeq and is a predicted model, not a curated record. Gene Ontology annotation, biological process: proteolysis. Lineage: Eukaryota; Metazoa; Chordata; Actinopteri; Cypriniformes; Nemacheilidae. The coding region runs from base 157 to 1347 and encodes 396 amino acids. The transcript has 9 exons.